CUCAUCCUCUCACUCACCGAGAAGGGUAGACGAUGGCGAACGCCCACGCUCACGCUGCACUACAAACAUUCUCGAUCGAGAAUGAUAUACUAAAUGUCCCCGCACAGCACGAGCUGUACAAGUUCGACACGGCGGCGGACAAGAAAGUCCAGCAGGCUGCGCCGUGGUCGAAGGACCCGCACCACUUCAAGUCCGUCAAGAUCUCCGCCAUUGCCCUCAUCAAGAUGGUCAUCCAUGCCCGAUCGGGCGUGCCGUGGGAGAUCAUGGGUAUGAUGCAGGGGAAAGUGACGGGUGACUUGAUCGUCAUCCUGGAUGCGUUCGCGCUCCCCGUGCAGGGUACGGAGACGCGUGUGAACGCUGCUGCUGAGGCGAACGAGUACAUGGUGUUGUAUCAAGAAGGGAGCAAGCAGGCGGGGAGGAUGGAGAACACGAUUGGAUGGUAUCACUCGCAUCCUGGAUAUGGAUGCUGGCUAUCUGGUAUCGACGUUGAUACUCAGAACCAAAACCAAAAGUAUCAGGAUCCAUUCGUUGCUGUUGUGGUCGACCCUAACCGUACCAUCUCCGCUGGCAAGGUGGACAUUGGUGCUUUCCGUACCUAUCCUGAAGACUACAAACCCCCAUUAUCCUCUUCCUCGCAGCAAUACCAAUCCAUCCCGCUUAACAAGAUCGAAGACUUUGGCGUUCACAGCGAACGUUAUUACCAGCUACCGAUCAGUAUCUUCAAGUCGCCGCUAGAUGACAAGCUGCUGAACUUACUAUGGAACAAGUACUGGGUUGGGACGCUGUCACAGUCGCCGUUGAUCUCCAACCGUUCCUAUGCCAUCUCGCAGACGCUUGAUCUUGCCGAAAAGCUGCAGCGUAUAUCAGGCUCGUUGUCUUCUCGCCAACCUCCUGCUAUCGCCCUUCCACCCCGUUCCUCAGCUACGAGCACCUCGGCACUCAUGGCCAACCUCGCUACUAGUGAUAUCACCGCAACCCCUGGCAAGGGCAAGGAGAAGGAAACUGAGAAGCCUAAAGUCGAGAAGGAACGCAAAGUGGAGGAAACACAGCUGGGAAAGGCUGUACGAGACAGUACCAAGAUCGCUUCCGAAGCACAACAUGGGCUCAUAGCUCAGGUGCUGAAGGAUGUGUUGUUCUCGGCACGGCCUGGGGAAGGGAUCGAGAGCUCGACUGCGGGGCUGGGCGGUGGAGUCACUGGUGUAGAACAGCAGAUCGCGGUGGUCUCUGGAUCGAGCUAGACAAUGUGUGGGUAUUGCGUGCAUAAUGAGAUACGGUAGUAGAUGUAUGCAUAGCGAUUUCAUGAUCGACGAGUUUGACC
Dacryopinax primogenitus is the source of this 1318-nucleotide messenger RNA. Its product is annotated as Mov34-domain-containing protein. NCBI's taxonomy places the organism in Eukaryota, Fungi, Basidiomycota, Dacrymycetes, Dacrymycetales, Dacrymycetaceae. Gene Ontology annotation, biological process: protein deneddylation. The transcript has 6 exons. Gene Ontology annotation, molecular function: metallopeptidase activity; protein binding; deNEDDylase activity. The record is from RefSeq and is a predicted model, not a curated record. The coding region runs from base 33 to 1238 and encodes 401 amino acids. Gene Ontology annotation, cellular component: COP9 signalosome; cytoplasm.